Messenger RNA from Rotaria sp. Silwood2, 270 nucleotides. Lineage: Eukaryota; Metazoa; Rotifera; Eurotatoria; Philodinida; Philodinidae. The record is from the annotation of a GenBank genome assembly.
AUGCAUAUCAUGUUUUUGAAAUCAUAUGCUGCUAGUAUCAUGUACUCAUUGCUAAAAUAUACCGAACAACAAUACCAUAGUGCCGAUAUGCGUAUGAAACGUGCAGUAGCAAACAAACGCUUCUAUGAUUUUGGUUCACGAUCAAUUCAUACUAAUGAUGAUAGUUUACGAGAUUCACCUGAUGAAUAUGAUCGUAUUCAACGAUUCUAUGAUUUUGGUACACGAAAACGUUUCUAUGAUUUUGGUUCAAAGAAACGUUCUGACGAAUAA